AUUGCGGAUAGCUUGUUGCAGCACUUGUACCGGUGGGUUAGCUCGCCUGCCUCGCCGCUGCAUGACCCGGGGCUGCAGCGGCUGCUGCUGGGGCUGCAGCACAAGCUGUUCCUGCAGCUGUGCGCGGAGGUGCGGCGGCUGGGGGCGGUGAUCGUGGCGGCCAACACGCAUUCCAUCACGCUGUGCACGGGGAAGAGGAGCGUCAAGGCGGCGGCGGGCUACACCCGCUUCCUGAUCGAGGCGCUGCGGGGCCGGGAGCUGUUCCGCUGGCUGGAGCUGUCGCCCGCCGCCUGGUACCACGCCUACAUGUACCGCGACCCAUACAACUGGGCGGGGCUGGAGAGCAGUGCGGCGGGGGCGGAGUGGCGGG
Astrephomene gubernaculifera is the source of this 370-nucleotide messenger RNA. The record is from the annotation of a GenBank genome assembly. Lineage: Eukaryota; Viridiplantae; Chlorophyta; Chlorophyceae; Chlamydomonadales; Astrephomenaceae.